Molecule: messenger RNA, 310 nt
Organism: Rotaria sordida
Lineage: Eukaryota; Metazoa; Rotifera; Eurotatoria; Philodinida; Philodinidae
Source: the annotation of a GenBank genome assembly
AUGUCCUCAUCAAAUCAACGCUUGUUCCAAUUAGCACAUGGUAAUAGACAUCCAGAAAAUCGUUUUGAUUAUAUCAUAAAACAUUAUUUUCUACGUGCCCCAACACUUCACCAAGCACAUGUCUACGUUACACUCUAUGGCUAUCGAAUAUCAUCAGAAUUUUAUGAAGAUGGUGAUGAAGUAGACGAUGUUGUACAUCCAUCAUAUGUGAUAGAACAUGAACAAAAUCGCAAAGUCGAAGAAUAUGAACAGAUGAAUGAAGAAUGUUCAUAUGGUGAACAUUAUUGGCAUUCGAUUAAGGAAAUUGAUA